Plutella xylostella (diamondback moth) is the source of this 3499-nucleotide messenger RNA. RefSeq names its product integrator complex subunit 2 (gene IntS2). The record is from RefSeq and is a predicted model, not a curated record. Gene Ontology annotation, biological process: snRNA 3'-end processing. Gene Ontology annotation, cellular component: integrator complex. NCBI's taxonomy places the organism in Eukaryota, Metazoa, Arthropoda, Insecta, Lepidoptera, Plutellidae.
UAUCUACGACUUAUCAAGAACUCAAGCUUUCAAAAUGGAUACUGCCCUGAAGCCGGUACUACCCCAUGUCUUCAAAGCGUUGAAAGACGUAGACGUAGCAGCUCUCACAAAGUGUUCUACGGAUGAAAUUAGACCCAUAAUACCAUGUCUUGUCCGGAUGGCUCUCAUCACUCCAUUGGACAUCACCGAAUAUUGCUCCGAAGCCAAAAAAGAAAUCCUAACCCUACUGGCUGGGAUAGAUCUAGUUAACUUUAUAGUGUCCCUAUUAUCUAUAGAAUUCCACACCUUAGAGGGAGACCUAAAAAAAGAGCAGCAAAUGAGACAGAAGAAUGGAUCGCAAUGUACUGAAUCAUUUCUGGUUCAAACAGCAGUAACUGGCAUUGCAAAUGACUUUGAGCAGUCUGACUCUUCCCGUCGCAUGCGUCUGGUGCUCUCUGAAAUAUUACAGAUGCAAGCUCAGCUUGUUGAGUACAAUCAGAACAAGCAUUUGAACAACACUGAUUGUGCAAUCAAACCUUCAGAGUUGUUUGACAAUGAUGUGUAUUUGGAAGAAAUUACGUAUGUUCUAUGCAUUAGUUUGGCCGAACUUCCGAAUCUGCUGAACAUCUGUGAUGUGGUGGAAGUUCUCCUGCAUGUCAACAAGGGGCCAAUGCUCAUUUCUUGGGUGGUAGCCAACAUGCCUGACACUUUACAAGAAGUGGCAGAAUCUCUGGUGAUGAACACAGAAAGAGUGGAAGAGUGUGGCUUGCGAGGGAGAGCUCUGACCACACUGUGUGCUGCAUGCCCCCACAUUGCAGCUUCAGUUAAAUCUCAAGCUGCCUCUGCAUCCAGACUGCCAGCUCUCAUCAUUAACCUCACUCUCACAUACCAUUUAGAUGAAUUGGUUUCAUACAUGUCUGGCUUACUGCUGGGCUCAGAUCAAACAAUCAGACAGUGGUUUGCCACAUUUCUACGGAACUCACACAAGAGAGCUAAAGGGGACGGUCAUGCAGCCCUUACCAAGCUGAGACAAGAACUCCUGAACCGACUGAAAGAAGCCACAGCAGGUGUGGAGGCCUCGGCUUUACUGAGGCUGUACUGUGCAUUGAGGGGUAUUGCUGGGAUCAAGUUCCAGGAUGAUGAAGUGGCAGGUCUUCUUAGGCUGGUCACUCAGAAGCCACCCCCUACGCCUGCUGGAGUGAGAUUUGUCUCUCUCAGCCUCUGCAUGAUACUUGCGUGUCCCUCCUUGAUGGCUGCUCCUGAACAUGAAAAGAAAGCAAUAGAGUGGGUGCAAUGGUUGGUUAAAGAAGAGGCAUAUUUUGAAAGCCAAUCCGGCGUAACGGCGUCAUUCGGCGAGAUGCUGCUCCUGAUCGCGAUCCACUUCCACUCGGGGCAGCUGGCGGCAGUGGGCGAGCUGGUGUGCGCCACGCUCGGCAUGCGCGUGCCCGUGCGCCCCAACGGCCUCGCGCGCAUCAAGCAGGCCUUCACGCAGGAGAUCUUCACGGAGCAGGUGGUAACAGCGCACGCGGUGAAAGUUCCCGUAACAGUGAACCUAAACAGCAACGUGCCGGGCUACCUGCCCGUGCACUGCAUCCACCAGCUGCUCAAGUCGCGCGCCUUCUCCAAGCACAAGGUGCCCAUCAAGAACUGGAUCUACCGCCAGCUAUGCGCGGCCACGGCGCCCCUGCACCCCGUGCUGCCCGCGCUGGUCGAGGUCUACGUGCACUCCAUCCUCAUCACCAGCAACAAGGGCGUCAACGAAUACAUGAACAAGCCCAUCACGGAGGAAGAAAUCAGGAGGGUCUUCAGAAACUCAAUCUUUGGAGCCAACUUCGACGCACAGAGGAAACCAUUCGCUACCAUGGACACUGAUAAUGAUGAAGCUCCGAUAGAGAUCAAUAUUGAAAAACCAACACUAGCAUCCCAGUUGCUUCUAUUGUACUAUCUGCUGUUUUACGAAGAUAUCCGACUAUCAAAAUCAGUCACCCUUCUCGCCAGUGGAAGGAAAGUCAAAAGUUACUCAGUAGCUUUUCUGUCGGAGUUGCCUAUAAAGUAUUUGCUGCAUCAAGCGCAGAAGGACCAGAUGAGCUACGGCGGGCUGUUCAGUCCGCUGCUGCGGCUGCUGGCGACGCACUUCCCGCAGCUAUCGCUGGUGGACGACUGGAUGGACGACCAGGUGUUCGGCGACGCCUCGCGCCCGCACGCCGACAUCGCGCUGUCCGAGGCGACCAUCGUCGACGCUUUCCAAGACGUCGAGAACAACUCGUACAAGACCGGGAAGGUGUUGAAGGCGAUGCUGAGCAAGAACCCGACGGACAUCUGGCCGCUGGCGGAGACGUUCGUGCGGCACGUGCGGCGCGUGCUGGGCGCGCGCGUGCCGCGGCACACGCAGGAGCUGUACCGCGCCGCGUGGCUGCGCCUCAACUCCGUGCUGCCGCGCUGCCUGUGGAUCAUGACCAUCAACGCGCUGCUGGACGUGCACGCCGGCGCCGCGCGCUGCGUCGCCGCCACGCAGGAGAACGUGCUGGUGGACCCGCUGCAGGUGCUGCGCUGCGACCUGCGCGUCUUCCGCUGCGGACCCAUCCUCAAGAUCAUACUGAGGAUCCUCGAGGCCAGCCUAGCCGCCUCCAGGAGCCAGUUGAGCAGACAUCUACAAGAUAAACCACUACUGGAAAAAAGCGGCCAGCUGACUUCCGACUCGGAAAGAGAAGAGUUGAAGAAUGCGUUGGUCGCGGCUCAAGAGAGCGCCGCGCUGCAAAUACUGUUAGAAGCGUGUCUCGAAACUCCUGAAGACCAAGCGAAACCUGAGCUCAUGUGGUCACUCCGCGAAGUCAGAAGCAUCAUCUGCUCGUUCCUGCAUCAAAUAUUUAUUUCAGAACCAUCGUUAGCGAAACUGGUUCACUUCCAGGGCUACCCCAUGGAGUUGCUCCCCGUGACCGUGCAGGGGAUUCCCUCUAUGCAUAUCUGUUUGGAUUUCAUCCCCGAGCUCCUGAGCCAGGCGUCACUGGAGAAGCAAAUAUUCGCAGUUGACCUCGUGUCCCACCUGUCGAUUCAAUACGCUUUACCUAAAGCAAUGUCGAUAGCCAGGCUUUGUGUCAACACAUUAUCCACACUGCUGUCGGUAUUGCCGAGCGACUUACGGCUGGAGUUGUUCCAUCCCGUUCUCCCGUCCAUGGUGAGGAUAUGUAUAGCUUUCCCCUCGCUCAUAGAGGACGUGACGUCACUGCUUCUGCAGCUGGGUAAGAUCUGUGAAUCGCAGGCGGCGCUGGGCCACUGCUGGAACGACGCCGGCAUCGCGGGGGAGAACGCAUACGUGCCCUCCGAGCAACAACCGCAGACUAAAGUGCUGUUAGCCGAAGUACUUUGCAGAGAUAUAAAGGAAACUAUGAACGAGAUUGUUAAGAAAGCGCUCUUGAAUGAUAAAAUCUAUUAGAUAGGAUUAUUUACUGUAAUGUAUUUGAGUUAUGAUAAUAACAAUGAUACUAUGUUUAAGUUGUAAUAAAUAAGAGUAAGUACAAAU